AAGUCGUAGAGGAAGUGAAGGGCGAGAAUUCAUGGUAGCGUAGCAGCGCUGUUAGUUUCACUUUUAUCCACAGCAGGGGCAUCGUCGACCUGACAGCGUCGCCAAUAUCUUCAGUGACAGGAUGCCAAUCGUCGAAACGAUUCGAGCGAUUCACGCAUACACACGUGAUCGACAGAAUGCGUAUCAUGCCAACAACCAAAAGCUGUUCCUUCGCCUGGCCGAUGUCUUUUCGCGCACAUGGGAUUUGGGUUUCACUGCAUUUGGAGGCCCUCCUGUCCACUUUGGCAUUCUUCACCAACGUUUCGUGGAUGGCCAUGGCGGCAAAACUCCCUGGAUUGAUGAACAAACGUACCAAGAGCUUUUUGCUCUCUGUCAGAGUCUCCCAGGUCCUGCGAGCACUAAAAUGUUGUUCUGCAUGGCCUUGAUUCAUGCGGGCAUAGUGCCUGCGAUCUUUGUCUUUGUCCUUUGGAGUCUUCCCGGAGCGAUAGGCAUGUUUGCGCUGUCUCUGGGAAUCCAAAACAUUGGCAAUGUUCUGCCUCGCGCUGUUUUCGCACUCCUAUCAGGGCUCAAUGCGGCGACCGUUGGACUUGUCGCUUUGGCCGCUGUCCAGCUCGCUGAAAAAGCUAUCAGAGACAAUUGGACCCGCCUUCUCGUCAUUUUCGGAGCAUGUGCUGGGUUGUGCUACAGCAGUCUCUGGUACUUCCCCGUCUUGAUCAUCUCUGGCGGCAUCAUAACCGCGGUGUGGGAGGUUCGUCUUCGGCAAUGGUCUGUCAAGCUCUGGUUGAGAAUCACACGGCCGAAACACGGACGGGGGCAGCGGACGACAGGAGUGACAACAGAAGAGAGUAUUCCGACCGUCGAACCGCAAUAUAGUGCUGGAGAAACCCCCAAUGGACGGCUCUCACGUCGCAUAGGGGCCACUUCGACCGUCACGCGAACAAGCAGCACGCGAACCGAGGUGGAAUUGAUCCAGUCGGACGGAUCGUUGCCUGUGCCUGCGAUUGCUCCCACGAUCGAGCAGCCCUCUACGGAUAUGUCGUCCCACGGAAUUUCCGUUCUUGCAGGUUUCAUAAUCGUCGCCGUCUUCUUUGCUUCCUUUAUCGCCAUUCUCGUUAGCCGUGGCAUCGUGGAAUCGCCGCCACUGGCAUUUGACCUCUUGGGGAACAUGUAUUUGGCCGGGACAAUCAUCUUUGGCGGCGGACCUGUGGUGAUCCCUCUCCUCCGCGAGUACGUUGUGGAGCCGGGUUGGGUUUCUUCGCGGGACUUUCUCAUUGGACUUGCCAUCAUCCAGGCGUUUCCUGGACCCAACUUCAAUUUCAGCGUCUACCUAGGAGCCUUAGCAUUGCUGAAAACGCCCCAACCGACCAUUGUUGGUGCGCUACUCAGCUAUGUCGCUAUAUUCUUGCCUGGCUUGAGUCUGGCCGUGGGCGCUCAAGGCUUCUGGCGAGUCCUUCGCACCAAACCAAUGUUUACGAGCUUGCUGCGAGGCAUAAAUGCGACGGCCGUGGGCCUCGUAUUCACCGCGGUGUACCGGCUCUGGGAGAUGGGGUAUUUGACAGCCGAAGAAAGUUCGGGCCAGAGUCUGGCGAAUGAACCUUGGUGGGUAGUGGUCACGGUCUUGACCUACGCUGAAUGUGCCUGGUUCAAGGUUCCCCCUCCCGUUGGGAUCGCUGUUGGUGCUGUACUUGGGCUUGCUUGGUACGGUGCAGUGGGUAGUCAUAGAUAGAGGGGAAGAAAAACGACAGAAUUGGUAUCUAUUCAAGGGUCAAAGUCCGACAAGGUAUUCCCAUUUGUAUGAUGGGUUGAACGAAGGCUCGUGGGAACAAAAGGCACCUGACCAAGGUUUAUGUGGUUUGGCGCCACAUUGAUGGCG
Molecule: messenger RNA, 1873 nt
Organism: Exophiala mesophila
Lineage: Eukaryota; Fungi; Ascomycota; Eurotiomycetes; Chaetothyriales; Herpotrichiellaceae
Exons: 5
Coding region: 122-1726 (534 amino acids)
Biological process (GO): chromate transport
Molecular function (GO): chromate transmembrane transporter activity
Source: RefSeq, a predicted model, not a curated record